This is a messenger RNA of Arachis stenosperma, 1383 nucleotides long. RefSeq lists its product as uncharacterized. Gene Ontology annotation, cellular component: cytoplasm; actin filament. Gene Ontology annotation, molecular function: actin binding; microtubule binding. The record is from RefSeq and is a predicted model, not a curated record. Gene Ontology annotation, biological process: actin filament polymerization. The coding region runs from base 1 to 1383 and encodes 460 amino acids. NCBI's taxonomy places the organism in Eukaryota, Viridiplantae, Streptophyta, Magnoliopsida, Fabales, Fabaceae. The transcript has 6 exons.
AUGGCUCCUCGGGUCAAGGGUAAAGGUGUCAAGGGUCAUAGAGGUUCUCGAACCAUCGCCGCAGCCGCUAUUACCACCAACUCCACCUCUUCUGGGACUUCAGUUGUGCCAGAUUUUCAGUCAGGACCACUUACCCAGCAACCAUAUUUGAUGGUGCCUAAUCCAGGCUACACUAUUCUUCCUCUACCAACUUGGCCUACUCCAGGAUGUAUGGGCCCUCCACCACCCCCUCUUCCAAUUUCGAUUCCUCCUCCGUCUCGCAAUUCCAGCCUAUUAGUUGAUUCAGAGACACCUGGAAGCUCUAGUACAUCUCCUCCACCAGAAACUGCAUCGGUUCCUAAUGUUGUCACAAAACAAAGAUUGGUUCCAGAUGGAAAAACAAGUUGGUUACCUUUCCCUCCUGGUUCGCAAAAGAUUAUAGAGAUCAUCAAGAAACGGUAUGAUAAACCAUAUAAAAAGUUUAGGGAUGUCCCUCUUCUGACAAAGAAGCUUUGGUUUAAGGAGUGGAAGAGCCAUUUUCUUAUUGAUGACGAUAAUGAGGAGUUUUUUUGGAAGGCUUUCAAAUAUAGGACAAGUAAGCGAUUUAGCCAAAUGAUGUCGGAUAUCCGUGAGGGUGUGGAUACAACCCACGAAUGGCUAAUUCCUGCUUACAAAAAGUUGUUGGAAAAGUAUUGGGAAACGGAUGAGAAAUGGAAAAAUAUAAGGAAAAAAGCGAGGGAGAAUCGAGCGUCACUCUUAGGUGGUUCUGUCCAUUGCGGUGGUUCUAUUCCACUGAGCUCAACUAUAGAGAGGAUGAAGAAGCAGUUAGACCGUACACCAACUCAUGAGGAAGUCUUCAAGGAAACCCACACACUUAAAAGUGACAAGUCUAAAUGGGUGGACAAACGCUCUCAAGACACUCAUGAGAAGUUUAUAAAAAAGUUAGCAGAAGUUCAGGCCCAACAUGUCGAGGCUCAAGCACAAGGAAUGGAGCUACCACCAAUUGAUGAAGACUUGAUUUGGAGGAAAGCAUCUACAAAUCAAAAUUCUGUUCCUGAUUUGCGAGAGCAGAUUCAUAAUCUCAAUGAAGAGCUUUUUCAACGUGUUACUCAACAGACAGAUGAGCGUAUUAGUAAGUUGUUAGAUACACGCUUGGCUCCUUUGGAAAAGACUCAAAAGAAGCUAGAAAAGUUAGAACGAGCAAUUGGAAAGGCCAAGAAGGAAAAGCUGAAACAGAAGAGAUGGAAUGAGGCUUAUGUUAGCUAUUACAAGAAGGUUAGAGCAUCAAGUAGUUCCACUACUGCUCCACCGCCACCGCCACCGCCACCGCCGCCACCUUCAAUCUCUUCGGAUGAAGACUAUGAUGAUGAUGGGGAUGAAGAUGACACUGAGGACUAUAGUUGA